AUGUUCUUACAAAUAUUGGCACAUCAUUCAAAAAAUCGUGUAAUUAAAUUCCUAUUUAACCGAUCCGGGGAAACUGUUAGUAGGUAUUUUAAUUUAGUCUUGAAUGGGAUUUUAAGAUUGCAUGAGAUACUUCUUAAAGCUCCAAAACCUGUCCCUGAAGAUUGUGUGGAUGAAAGAUGGAAAUUUUUUAAGUGUCUUGGGGCACUGGAUGGAACACAUAUCCAAGUCAAUGUACCAGCGCUUGACAAGCCUCGAUAUCGUAAUAGAAAAGGGGAUAUAUCUACCAAUGUUUUGGGUGCAUAUUCUAGGGAUAUGCAAUUUAUUUAUGUGUUGCCUGGAUGGGAAGGAUCGGCAUCAAAUUCUAGGGUAUUGCGGGAUGCCAUUUCUAGGAGGAAUGGUUUAAUUGUUCCAACAGGUUAUUAUUAUCUUGUGGAUGCUGGAUAUACAAAUUGUGAAGGAUUUCUCGCUCCAUAUAGAGGGUGUCGUUAUCAUCGGAGUGAAUGGAGGCGUGGAUACACACCUUCGAAUAAAGAAGAACUCUUUAACAUGAGAUACUCUAUGGCAAGAAAUGUAAUAGAAUGGACUUUUGGAUUGCUAAAAAUGCGUUGGGCAAUACUUCGGAGUCGCUCUUUCUACCCAAUAAAAAUUCAAAUUCGCAUUAUAAAUGCUUGUUGUUUGUUACACAACUUUAUUCGAAGAGAAAUGCCUACUGACCCAAUGGAAGAACAAUUAGGCAUAGAUAUGGAAGCACAAAUACAUAGUGAAGAUAUGACAAAUGCUCCCCCUAUUAGUACCAUUGAAGGAAGUGAUGCAUGGUCUACUUGGAGGGAAAAUCUAGCAACUGAAACAUGAAAUGAAUGACUUGCUAAUAGAAACAUGAAUUAAUUAUUUUAGUAUUAGUUGUCUGCUUUCAACAAUUACUUUUUAUUUUGUAAUUGAUAUUGGUUUGAGACUUGAUUGUUUGAUUUUUAGUUUGAG
Messenger RNA from Vicia villosa (hairy vetch), 978 nucleotides. Its product is annotated as protein ALP1-like. Bases 1 to 852 code for a protein of 283 amino acids. The record is from RefSeq and is a predicted model, not a curated record. The transcript is spliced from 3 exons. NCBI's taxonomy places the organism in Eukaryota, Viridiplantae, Streptophyta, Magnoliopsida, Fabales, Fabaceae.